UGACGUCGGAGUUUGCGGCAGCCCAGGCGGGAGGCUGUGCGCGUGUGGAGUGGCUGCGCGGCCGGGAAGAUGUGCUCCGCGGGGCAGCCGCCGCAGUGAGCUCAGCGACAGGAGCCAGGAGCGCGGCUGGCAGCAGCGGCAGGGCCUGGGCGGCGAACCUGGCGCUCCUGCACGGGGGAGGCCGCCGGCACCGAGGGCGCUCGGCCGGCCCCAGGAUGUAGGCGACCGUGGCUCCUGCUGGCGGACCGCUCACCAUGAAGAAGCACUCGGCCCGGGUGGCUCCGCUCAGCGCCUGCAACAGUCCGGUCCUGACCCUCACCAAAGUGGAAGGGGAGGAGCGCCCCCGGGACGGCCCGGGCCCCACGGAGGCCGCGGCGGGGGCGGAGGCCGGGCGGGCGAGCCGCCGCGGCUGCAGGGGCUCGGGGCCGCGGCUCCGCAAGCUGGCCUGGGGCCUGGCGGUGGUGCUGUGCGUGUGCGCCUCCUGGGCCGGCUCCACGCAGCUCGCCAAGCUGACCUUCCGCACGUUCGACGCGCCCUUCACCCUGACCUGGUUCGCCACCACCUGGAACUGCUUGUUCUUCCUGCUGUACUAUGCGGGCCACGCGUGCAAGGCCGAGGAGAGGCAGUCGGUGUGGCAGCGGUACAGGGAAUGCUGUCGAUUUUUUGGAGACAAUGGCUUGACUUUGAAGGUGUUUUUUACCAAGGCAGCCCCCUUUGGGGUGCUCUGGACACUCACAAACUACCUGUACUUGUAUGCAAUAACGAAAAUAAACACUACGGACGUCUCCGUGCUCUUCUGCUGCAACAAGGCUUUUGUGUUCUUGCUCUCGUGGAUCGUUCUCAGGGACAGGUUCAUGGGCGUGAGGAUCGUGGCCGCCAUCCUCGCCAUCGCUGGCAUCGUGAUGAUGACCUACGCGGACGGCUUCCACAGCCACUCCGUCAUCGGCAUAGCGCUGGUGGUGGGCUCCGCGUCCACGUCCGCCCUCUACAAGGUCCUGUUCAAGCUCCUCCUGGGCAGUGCCAAGUUCGGGGAGGCCGCCUUAUUCUUGUCUGUCCUGGGUGUGUUUAACCUCCUCUUCGUCACCUGUGUCCCCGUCAUCCUCUACUUCACCAAGGUGGAGUACUGGAGCCCUUUCACUGACAUUCCCUGGGGAAACCUCUGCGGGUUCGCAGUCCUGCUGUUAACGUUCAAUGUCGUGUUAAACUUUGGGAUUGCUGUCACGUACCCCACUCUGAUGUCUCUCGGAAUCGUCCUCAGUGUACCUGUGAAUGCAGUGGUGGAUCACUACACCAGCCCGAUCGUCUUCAACGGGGUCCGCGUCAUCGCCAUCAUCAUCAUCGGCCUGGGCUUCCUCCUGCUGCUCCUGCCGGAGGAGUGGGACGUCUGGCUGGCCCAGCUGCUCACCCGCCUGAAGGUGCGGAAGAAGGAGGAGGCGGCGGAGGGCGGCGCCGACCCGGGCUCGGGGCCGCCCGGCAAGAGGAGAGGCCGCCCCUCCUUUGCCCGCUGACGCCGGGCUCUGGGGCUCUCGGGGACGCUGGCGCUAGGGAUCGGGAGGUCUAUUCCCGGCGGGACCGCGGCUGGUGCGGUGUACAUACCUGUACAGUUUUGGUAACCUUGGUAAGUCACACGGUAUUUAUUGGCAUGUCCAAUCUGCUUGCUCUUCUUCACGUCAGACCUUCCACUUCAGGCAUCGGUUCGCAGCGUGAGAGGAACGGGAGAGCCCCCACUCUUUCUAGACGAAUGUAAAUCGAGACACAGCUGGUCUUGCCUGCCCGGGUUGGUCCGGACGGCGGGCGCUCCUGGCAGGGCAGGGUUUUGAAUCUUAGCAACUGAAAAUUACAUUGCACACUGUGAUUACUUUUCAGCUGUGGUAGGUCAUAUAUAUAUAUAUUUUUAAUACCAGAGCUAUCCUCUUAAUUUUAUGGGAUCUCCAUGAACCCAAAGAUAACGAAGGUAGUUUGGGUGGACAGCUGGAUGUGAAGAGGGGGUGCAGGAAAGGAGAGCGGAUACCAGAAACCAUCGCUUGCACCAGCGGGCGGCAGCUGGAGGGGGACAGGCCCGCGCCGGGUGACGUCAGGGGGGCGGAGGGGGGCAGGUGAUCCGAGCCCCCGCCUGCCAGCUCUCCCGCGUCUGUGUAAGGUCACUCCAGAGAAAUUACAGUGCCUUCUACAGAAUCUCCGUCUUUACCUACGUGAAGCGAGGUGACAUUAUAAGUCACUGGCGCCGUCUUAUAAUUUAGAUGUAGACAUCCUUAAAAACAAAUAAAAUUAUACGUUAUGUGUGUGUGUGUACAAAGGUGACAGAGCAGAUGGCCAGCGUCAGGGAACGCGGGUCCCGGUGAGCCAUGCGCACACGGGGCAGGCUCCACGGGAGGGGCGGACUGUCGGGGGCUUUUACUUCACGACCAAGACCGACAAAUUAUUUACAGAAUCUGUACAUCUUUUUAUGAGACUUUUAAGCACCAGGCCGUUUACUUCCACAACUGAGCUCUGCCGGAAACUUCUAUCUGUGAUAGAUCUGUCUGUAAAGAGGGACGAGGGGGGUAGAGUCUACUAUUUUUGAAGUUUACAUUGUUACAUACGAAACGGAACCCUUAUUUUGAAACGCGGUCAUGCCCCGAAGGUGCCCUGUGUAACCACGGAGUCUCCCGUGCCACAGGGGCAAGGGGCACUCAUGACCUGAACUUUUUAGCCGAUUACUCUUCUCCGUUCCCAUUACCUGUUUGGCCAAACAGACGAAUAAACCAUUUAAAAAGAA
Messenger RNA from Phyllostomus discolor (pale spear-nosed bat), 2758 nucleotides. It is a transcript of the gene SLC35F3, whose product is annotated as solute carrier family 35 member F3. Gene Ontology annotation, cellular component: membrane. Gene Ontology annotation, biological process: thiamine transport. The transcript has 7 exons. The record is from RefSeq and is a predicted model, not a curated record. Lineage: Eukaryota; Metazoa; Chordata; Mammalia; Chiroptera; Phyllostomidae. Bases 255 to 1508 code for a protein of 417 amino acids.